Caenorhabditis sp. 36 PRJEB53466 is the source of this 1463-nucleotide messenger RNA. The record is from the annotation of a GenBank genome assembly. Lineage: Eukaryota; Metazoa; Nematoda; Chromadorea; Rhabditida; Rhabditidae.
AUGAGCUGGAAACAAGUAUUGGAAGGUCUUAAAAUUGUUAUACUACUCUGAAAGUUAGGUGCUGGCUGGGUGUCUGGGGGGGGGGGACGUCUUUUGAACUAAUUGUAUAUAUUUAGUCUGAACUCAUUGUCAUUUCCUGUCUAAACCGCUUAUCAGUAUUCUUUUCUUAUCGCUACGUCACACACAAUUCUUCUCUAUUCGCCACAACGCAUCCCAGCCCGACCAGCCAGAAAAUGCGCGUUUUUCAGACUGAUCUAGAAGAGUUUAGCAUGCGUCAUUUCCAGAUGUACCCGAAACGUGUACCCCCGGCGACCAUACCACGUUCUUCUUCGCCUAUUCCAAUGAUUUCACCGCUCAACUCGUCAGCGACGCGGCCAGUGUCAUCAGCACUUUUUUCACUUUUGCGGACUCCUACUAUCCGCAAUACAAAAAGUUUACAAGACUCGCCAACUUGAGAUUCGAUACACGGCAACCGGAUGAUAUCGAUUUUCAUGAUAAUGUCGCGUAAGUUUAUAGUCCAUAUAUAUUGGCCCACUGGUUCUUUUUUUCAGACCGUUCAUAGCCUCGAUCAACUCGCAUUUGCCUUCUCCGGUGCUUGGCUUUCUGAACUCGAGUCGUACUGGGAGUGACGUCAUCGCUGGAAUUCAAAAGUUUUUGACCGGAUCUCCAUUGUGUGGCUCCACUGUGCUACUGCUGGUUAAGAGAGAUUCAGACCUUCAAGAUGUGUCGAACGUUGUUGACAAGUUGAGAGCUCAUAAAGUCUUCGUGAACGUGAUAGAGUCUGGCCAGACGUCAGGCGGCGCUUCUUCAGAUCCUCUAUACAAAAUUUCCACCGGCUCCAAUGGAUUUUUCGUCUUCAACAGCGACAAAAACAUCGGCGAGGUCAGCAUUUUGCAAAAUCUCUGAAAGGUGUGUGUGUUUAUUUAGAGUGUCAACCAACUGAUGUCCUAUUUUCUCGGCUACAACCUUCUCUACGCUGCUGACGUCAAAGUAAUCGGGAACGGAAGUGUCUCUCUGCCCCAAGUCUACAUUCCGCUCUAUAAAAGUUCGGUGACGGUCAACGCAGGAGUUUCUGUACAAAAUCAUCGUAAAUCAACUUUCUUUUUUGGUCCAUGAAACACUAUUUUCCAGCUCUAACCGACUCUUUUCACAAUUUCACCCUGACCCUCCGCUCGCGUUAUAAUGACCGUCAAAUGUUUUACAACGGAAACGUGGAUAGUGUUUGUACCUUUUUACUUUUUUCGGGACGGUCUACUCGCUAAUCUUUAGGGAACCGCCGACUUCAGCAGUUUCGGAAUGUACUCGGCUGACACGUGGAAUGUGACACUGGACUACGAUUACGCGAAGAACACGACCGGAGUGGCGCAGAUCCGAUUGUAUACUGACGAGUGAGUCUCUGUGGAUUCUUAAACGAGAGGCCAUUUUCCAGAAGAGUCGACAACUAUCCUCCGUACUCGAAUUGA